UAAAAAUUCCUGAGACAAACGUGUCUCUCGAGAAACACUGUGCAGUUGGUUACCACGCCAGUUCUGUCGCCAGUCUGGUCGGCGUCAGCAGAGUUGGACAAGCGGUCGAGGUUCUCUUCCAUACUCAGCUGCUCGGCAUCAGUUCAUUCGUCUUAAUACGUACUGACCACUUUGCCAUCGUUCACUCGAGCCCGUAACUCGCAAGCAUGAGGUGGUACUACGUCAAGCCUCACGCUGCUGUGAGCCAAUAUUAUUUGGUAACAGCCGCAGUAAUCAUCGCCGUCUGCGGUUCUGCGAGGUCUGAUACGACUGGUGGACCCUCAUUUUCUCCAGUGGAUAUUACCGUGUACUACGAAUCCCUUUGCGGCGAUAGCAUUCAGUUUGUCAGAAAUCAACUAGUCCCAGCGUAUCGUGAUAUUGGAAGCUUUUUUACCGUCAACUACAUUCCUUACGGCAAAGCCACGCACGGAAAGUACGUUAGUAAUGGGGUUGAAAAAUGGCAUUUCACCUGUCAACAUGGACCACAAGAAUGCUAUGGCAAUAAAGCGCAAGCUUGCGGCAUAAACGACAUCUUGACAAACCCUGAGAGAACCAACAAGCAACAGGAUCUAGUCAAUUUUGUCGGCUGCGUGAUGCAGGCGAGGAAUCCUUCCACUGCUGUUCCACAGUGUCUACAAACGAUUGGCAUGGAUACGCAGCACGUAUCGUUAGUAGAAAAUUGCAUCUCAUCCGUAGCAGGAGAUGAGCUGCUCGCAGCUUACGGUGACAAAACUCUGGCUCUACAGCCAAGCUUGAGUUUCGUACCAACCAUCACGGUCGACAGGGCAUACUCGCAAGAGGAUCAAAUAGGCGCGCUGCGCAACUUGACAGCUACCGUCUGUAAACACAUACCUGAACAUAACAAGCCAUUGAAUUGUAGCGGCUGAACAGUGCCAUGAAUUAGUAUUUACUUCUCGGAAUUACAAUUCAAACAGAGUAAAAAGAUGUGAAUUUUUAAAUAUUCUUACCGUCACAUUUUGGUACCACUCAUUUCAAUAACCUAUAAUAUUAUAAAAUUGUUCAUCAAUUUAAAUAUAUUUUCCACGUAAUUAAAACCGAA
Neodiprion fabricii is the source of this 1099-nucleotide messenger RNA. RefSeq names its product GILT-like protein 1 (gene GILT1). The coding region runs from base 207 to 926 and encodes 239 amino acids. The record is from RefSeq and is a predicted model, not a curated record. The transcript has 6 exons. Lineage: Eukaryota; Metazoa; Arthropoda; Insecta; Hymenoptera; Diprionidae. Gene Ontology annotation, molecular function: oxidoreductase activity, acting on a sulfur group of donors, disulfide as acceptor.